Messenger RNA from Cuscuta epithymum, 1619 nucleotides. The record is from the annotation of a GenBank genome assembly. Lineage: Eukaryota; Viridiplantae; Streptophyta; Magnoliopsida; Solanales; Convolvulaceae.
AAAUCUUCCCGCUUCCCCUGCUUCGUAGGGCCGAGAUCGAGCUCGAUUGCCUUGGCGAAGACGCCAUUACGGGGCAAACGAGGGUAGCUGCGGCUUCGUUUAAGGCUGAUAGGAUUUAACAGGGAAGUCCUUACAUUAUAGCAGUGGAAAUUCGGAAUAAGCUUAGCGUUAGGUGACAGAGAAGUGCGGAGAAUAUUUACAGCCAUGGAUGGUUAUGUCGGAAAAGAGAUUCCGAUUGACGGGGAAAUGGAGUUAGGUGAUACUGGAUCAGUGUCAAACCGAUGACCGGUGAUAUCAUGGAUGUGCAGGCCUUCGCGCGACUAUCAAAAAAGCUGUCGAAGGUCCCGAAGAAGAAGAAGGAGGAGGGGCCCUCGGCGAAUCAACCCCUCGUCGAUGAAGUUUUGAAGAAGGCUGGGGCUUCCAAGACUCCGGAGGAUAAGGAGUCCACUAAGGAGGUCCCUGCUGCUGAUUCCGGUGCUGUUGCCGGGGGCUCCCAAGCUGGGGAGCUUAAGAGGAAGAAUGCCGGGAAGGGCUCCAAGCCUCCGGUGACCAAGAAGUUGAGGGGGGCUGAUGAAGGUAAGGGUGCCCCCCUGGUGAACCUUGAAGAGCCCUCCCCCUCUCAUAUGGUGGAUCUUGAGGAGGGGGCUUGGCCGCAGGAGACGGUGCAGUUCUCUUUUAAGAAGGGGACUGCCAUCGUCCAUGGAACCCUCGACCCGAGGGAAUAUCUGGAGGGUGCCACUCCCCCGUUAGACCGCUCGACCCUCGGCAAGUUUGAGGAUGAUGCCCUCGAACGAAGGGCACUUGAGGCCUCGGUCACCGCUAGCCUGGCCUUUGGAGAGUAUGUCCGGCGGAUGGAUCAAAUUCGCCUCCGGAAGGCGGAAGACGACGAGGCCCUUAAAAGGCUCGUUGCAAAGAAUACCGAGGCCAUUAGGAAGAUGGCUGAGCUAGAGGAGGCCCUGAGGCAGGCUGGGAAUAAGGUGGAGGCCGCUAAGGUGGAGGCCCGUGCCGAGGGGAGGGCUGAAGCGGAGAGAGCUGCUGCCGAGGCCGCAAAGCAAGCAGCCGAGGAAGCCGAGAAGGCCAAGGCUGAGGCCGUGGCCAAGGCCAGGGAAGACGGCAUCGCUUCCUUCGUUGCGGAGGGAUGGAAGUCCGAGGAUCGCCAGGAGUGGGUGGCCUCGGUCAUAGAACAAGGCGUCGAGGGCUGGGUGGCAGGCCCCGGAUCUGAAUGGAUGGCCUUGAAGGGCAAAAACUAUUUUGACGGGGGCGAAUUUUUUACCCAGCGUCUGAUCUACAGGAAGCUGGCCGGCCACUUUGGCGUUGACCCUAGCCACUUCGAUCCCUCGGCCUACGGCCUCCCUCCUCGUCAGCCUGAUGUCCGGAUCCCCCUCCCGGAGGGCGAAGAGAGGCGCCAGCUCUCGGAUUCUGAGUUGAUGAGGGAAUGCGGCCUCGCAGAUGAGGAUGAAACUGGUGAUGAUGCCACCUCUGAGCCCAAGACCGACGGAGUCCAAGGAGCUUAGACUUAGGAUCUUUUUGAUGUAUUAUUUUUAAUAGCUUGUAUCCUUCGGCUUUAGCCAUGUAAUGAAGCAAUCUCUUAAAUUCUGAAUAAAUGCUUUGCCUCCGGG